UUAAAAAAUCCGCGACCCCCGUCCCAUUCCCCCAACUCCUCCUUUCCCUCCGCGUCGAAGGGAAAACAAGGGGAAGCGAAGAAAUGGGCUCGCUUCCCUCCCCCCCGCCUCCGGCCGCCGGCGGCGCCACCGCGGCCCCCGAGGAGGCCAGCCGGCCGGUCAUCGACCCCGUAAAAGACGUCAUGAAGAAGCAGGAGGAGCUACCUGUCUGCAAGGAGGGAGACAUGAUAAUGGAACAGCUUACAGAGCUGACGAGUAAAGGAUGUGGAUGUCUGCUUGUUGUUGAUGAUAAAUACCAUCUGAUUGGAACCUUUACAGAUGGUGACCUGCGACGCACACUCAAGGCCAAUGGUGCAGCCAUCUUCGAUCUCACGGUUGGUCAGAUGUGCAACAGAAACCCAAGAACAAUCAGCCCGCAUGCAAUGGCAGUGGAAGCAAUGCAGAAAAUGGAGUCACCCCCAUCUGCUGUACAAUUCUUGCCUGUCGUUGAUGAUCAGAAUAUUGUGAUCGGGAUUGUCACCUUGCAUGGACUGGUUUCAGCAGGCCUGUGAACUUUAUUCAGUUUAUUUUCAUGGAUUCUUUGUAAUGCAAUUCCAGAUAUCUGAAUCAUUCUAGGAUCUGGAUACCUAUGCAUUUCUGUCGGUUCAAGUCUUUAAGCCCCAAUAUGGUGAGCCAUGCAUAUGACAGUCCUGCCUUUUUCUUUCUUUUUUCUUUUUUUUUCCCCCCUUUUUUCGGAUUCGUUUUUUACCUGAGGUUUCUGGGGCAAAUUUUUUUUCCCCUUGGGAUCAAAUGUCCUGUGGAUCUGCUGCAUUAUUUGUAGUAAAGGUUGUUAGUUACUCUUUAUAGAUAACUUAAAUUAGUAAUGUACUUGUUUUCACUUAUGGAAACUUUCUAUAUUCAAUGAGAGGAAUAAAAAUAUUCCUACAGGUAUGUUGUGU
Messenger RNA from Elaeis guineensis (African oil palm), 938 nucleotides. The record is from RefSeq and is a predicted model, not a curated record. Lineage: Eukaryota; Viridiplantae; Streptophyta; Magnoliopsida; Arecales; Arecaceae.